Messenger RNA from Eimeria maxima, 1244 nucleotides. RefSeq names its product Inositol-1,4,5-trisphosphate 5-phosphatase 2, related , related. NCBI's taxonomy places the organism in Eukaryota, Apicomplexa, Conoidasida, Eucoccidiorida, Eimeriidae. The record is from RefSeq and is a predicted model, not a curated record. The transcript has a single exon. The annotation marks the transcript as partial.
AUGUCGACAUACACCCCACACUCAGAGAUGCACGCCGCAGACAGAGGCUACCUUUUGACCUCUGUCGUUUCUGACAUUCGUUCUACUUCCUCCCUCACCGACAUUAGCAACACCUGCAGCAGGAGCAGCAGCAGGGACAGUAGCAGGAGCAGCUGCAAUAACAGCUGCACGAGCAGGUCCUUGGCUGACACAGAGGAGGUAAGCAGGGACCUGUUGCUGCAGGGAGCAGCAAUUCAAGCUUAUGAGUCCCCCAUUCAUUUGAUGCCGCUUGGGAAGGAGGAGGAGGUUGCUCAUCGCUGCUGCACUCUAGACGACCUGCAGAUCCGGCAGCACUGCACCGAACAGGAGCAGGAGCAGGAGCUUGGGGAUCUUCUGGUGGGCGAGGCGAUAGAAGAGUUGGAGGGGAAGCUGCCAGUAAGCAGCGACACGGAAAUGGAGACUUGCUCUGGCUCACCUGUCGAGGAGCUUCCGUACCAUCAUCAUCAUCAGCAUCAGGAUCAUCAUCAUCAUUACCAUCAUCUUCAGCAGCAGCAGCAGGAACAGCAACAGGAGCAGCAGCAGCAACAACAACAGCAGCAGGAGCAGGAGCAGCAGCAGGAGCAGCAGCAGAAGAAGGUUCUGUUGGAUAACAAUCUGUUAGAUAACAAUAAAGAUUGCUCCUACCCCAUAGACGAGUCUACUAGGGUGUCUGUGUUGCCUCUGUUUACUGUUGUUAACAAGACGGAGGCUUCUGGGGGCCCUCCGACUCCGAGCUUCGAGUGGAAGUAUGAGAAGCUGCAGCAGAAGCUGCAGCAGCAUCAGCAGCAGCAGCACCAUCAUGAACAGCAGCAAGAGCAGCAGCAGCAGAUGCAGGACGAAGAAGAGGGCGGCGACCUUGCUUUAAGAUGGGAGUGCCGUGUUGUUACCCCUUGCGUUGGCUUAGGGGUCGACUGCUUCUCUGCAGAAGGAUGUGGGGUUGUUGUUUGUGGGUCUCCUUAUUCUUUAUUUAACAAUUGUUGCAACGUCGAGCUCCCUACCCCCUUUGUUAUCCGCAGCGGCAGCAGCAGCAGCAGGGACAGUCUCAUCACCCCUCCAACUGACUCCUCAGGCAGGGGGGGCCUAGGUGCUGCUUCUGCAGGAGACCGCAAGGCUCUCACUCAUGUUGGCCACAUAGAAGAAGAAAUACUCUUAGAUGCAGACGAUAAACAAGCAGCUGCACAUACCCUUGGAUGGGGUAAACCCAUUAAACUCUUCGUAGGAACUUG